CCCUGGAAAGGAAAAUAUCAAUGCGGCAAAGCAGGGAGGAGUUGAUAAAGCGAGGGGUCCUGAAGGAAAUCUAUGAUAAAGAUGGGGAGCUCUCCAUUUCGAAUGAAGACGACUCCCUAGAAAACGGGCAGUCCCUAAGCUCCAGCCAGCUGUCUCUGCCUGCGCUGUCGGAAAUGGAGCCAGUCCCGAUGCCCAGGGAUCCCUGCUCGUAUGAGGUGCUCCAGCCUUCAGACAUCAUGGAUGGGCCAGUGUCUGAAGAGAGUCCCUCUGCCAGUGAAUCUGGAGUCCUCCUGUCCCAAGAUCCUUCAGCCAAACCAGUCCUGCUACUGCCCCCCAAAAAACCUGCUGCUUUCUCUGGAGACCAUGAGGAGACCCCAGUGAAGCAGCUGUCCCUUCUCAAGCAGCCCCCGGCCCUGCCUCCCAAACCUACUGCCAGGAUUGCCAACCACUUAACAGAUCCUGGCGCCCCUGUGAAAUUGCCUUGUCUGCCAGUGAAACUGUCCCCUCCGCUACCUCCAAAGAAAGUCAUGAUCUGUAUGCCUGUCGGGGGGCCGGACCUCUCCCUGGUAUCCUACGCAGCAGCCCAGAAGGGCAGCCAGCAGAGCGUGGCCCAGCACCACCACAUGGUCCUGCCAUCCCAGAUCCAGCACCAGCUGCAAUAUGGCAGCCAUGGCCAGCACCUCCCCUCCGCCACCGGCACCCUCCCCAUGCACCCCUCCGGCUGCAGGAUGAUAGAAGAGCUGAACAAAACGUUGGCCAUGACCAUGCAGAGGCUGGAAAGCUCCGAGCAGCGGGUCCCCUGUUCCACUUCUUACCACAGCUCUGGUUUGCACUCGGGUGACGGUGUCACAAAAGCAGGACCUCUGGGCCUUCCGGAAAUAAGACAAGUGCCAACUGUUGUGAUUGAAUGUGAUGACAAUAAAGAAAACGUGCCUCAUGAGUCAGACUACGAAGACUCUUCUUGCCUAUACACGAGAGAAGAGGAAGAGGAGGAUGAAGAUGAUGACAGCUCCUUGUACACCAGCUCCCUGGCCAUGAAGGUCUGCAGGAAGGACUCCUUAGCCAUCAAACUCAGUAACAGGCCCUCCAAGCGAGAGCUGGAAGAAAAGAACAUCCUUCCCAGGCAGACAGAUGAGGAGAGGCUGGAGCUGAGGCAGCAGAUCGGCACCAAGCUUACCAGGCGGCUGAGCCAGAGGCCAACUGCAGAGGAAUUGGAACAGAGGAACAUUUUGAAACCUCGGAAUGAACAAGAAGAACAGGAGGAGAAAAGAGAGAUCAAGAGGAGGCUAACUCGAAAGCUCAGUCAAAGGCCCACGGUGGAAGAGCUUCGGGAAAGGAAGAUCCUCAUCCGCUUCAGUGACUAUGUGGAGGUGGCAGACGCGCAGGACUACGACCGCAGGGCAGACAAGCCGUGGACCCGCCUCACCGCUGCUGACAAAGCUGCCAUUCGAAAGGAGCUCAAUGAAUUUAAAAGCACUGAAAUGGAGGUUCAUGAAUUGAGUAGACACUUAACAAGGUUUCACCGACCUUAACAGUGGAAUUCCUCUUGAGUGCUAUGCUGUCUUCAAACCAUAAAUUUAUAAGAACCAUAAGUGCUGGUAUUUAUUCACUUCCCCAUUACGAUGUAAACCUUCUGAACUGCCUUUUUUAAAAAGAAGAUGAAAAAUAAAAGGAAACACAAUCAGGAUUCUAUAUGUGAACAUGCGAUGGGGACCGCUCUGCAGUCGAGCUGCUGGCACCACUUCCAAUGCUGAGACGUGUGACACCCCCGGCAGGACCCUGGCUGAAGACUUCCCGACAGGCACCAUGUUCAUUUAGUCUCCAGCAAACCUCUUCCUCAUGAGUGUCUGUCACCUAAGCCCAAAGAAAGCCGAGGUGGUGGGUUUGGCCAGGGAGACUGUGCCAAGCUUGUGACCUGGCUGGCCUUGUAGACCUGGCCGGAGGCAGUGGCUCCAGAGGUGGCAUCUUGUUUGGGGACCCUCUGGGAGGGUGAUGCUGAGAGGGAGGGAGCACUUCUCAGUUGCCCCCAUCCUGUCCUUCCCUCCAACUCUCAUCCACGCAGGGAGCAAAAGGAAGGGCCCUUUGCUGGCAGAGGCUGUUGGCCCUAAGAGAGUGUGUGUUCUGGGCUCGGGAGGCUGGCACUGAGCACCCAUCCCACCCCUCAGCCUGAGCUGAGCUGCCUUCCAAGAAGCUCUGGUUUAGGAGGGGAAAGUUGUCAUCUGCUCAGUUCAAAUUAAUUGGCCCAUCUAUGCCCAGAAAGCCAAAUGUCACAGGUGACCGACACACACAGCCACUGCUAAGGUGCUCCAUGGUGUUCAUGCACAUGAGCAGGGACCCUACCCAGGGCAUAAAGACUGGGGUAACUCUGUGUGGCUGUGACACUCUUCAUUUUCCCCACGCCCUGUGAUUGUGUGGCUUGGAAGUCAGUGGCUUCCAAGCACAGGACCAAUGCAUGCAGGCCAGAAACCAUCCCUGUAAGGCUGGCUUUCUGGCCACUGAGGGACUGGCACUCCAGAUCCACUCAGUGGCUUUCUGCUCCUCUUUCUUUGCACUGAAGAGUUUCUAUGGAUAAGCCCCAGAGUUGGCAUGUGCCAGAAUCGGAUAAGCACCAGCCAUGCCUACUUACAGUGUACCUUCCUGUUCCCAUUUAUCCAGAGGGAAUCCUUCCUCUCUCAUGAUGCUGGUGAGGGUGACUGGAGAUGGGUUUCUAACUACCCUCCACACUGGGACUGCAGGGAGGCAAUGCUCUAUUGACAGGGACACCGUGGGUAGGCAGGGUGUGCAAUGAGGGAGACAUACUCCUAAACCCUAACAGGGAUCCCCAGCGGUCCCCUGCAGCUUUUGUGUUUUCCUUCCUAACAGAGCUCGCAGGCCCUCAGUGGCAGAGCCCUGCCUAGCCUUCUGCAGUGGUCCAGUUACCACGAUCUUUCUAGGUGAUGGCGCUCUCUCCACCACGCACACCCAGGAUUUAGAAAGAUGCCAUUUGGCCUUCCCAGAGUUAACCAGUCCCCACCGCGACCCAUGUGGGAGCAAGCUACUCCUAGGCCACAUGCCCAUGAGCAAGACCAGGAAUUUUGUGCAGGCGUUAACGGCUCCGUGGCCAGCACUCACCGAGGAGCCACAUACUUUGGGGAGAGCUCAGGGCAGCUCUUUAGGCCGUUUACCUUGCACCCCCUGGAGUGAGCCCACCUCUGCCUGGCCUAUGAGGAUGCCAUCCCUAGAUGCUUUUUUUUUCUUUGAAUGCUGAAUCUGAAUCAUUCCUGCUGUAGGGAGAGGUACUGUUCAGGGAAAAUGUAGUCGGGGUUUUCACGUGGCCGUAAACACAGUCUUCCCGAAAGGCUUACUGACUCUUGAAUGUGCAAGUGGUAUGACGAGAGACCUAGGACUCUUUCAUUGAACUUCUCUGCAGCGGGCAGGCCGGCACGGGUUCCAGGCGGAAAUACCUGCCUGGCCAGGCUUUGAGUCUGAGCUUCUCUAACUGGCAGCUGUGCUUCAGGCGGCACAUGGUGCCCUGGCCAGGAGCAGGUCCUAAGGGAACUCGUCCCAUGGACGGGCCUCCUCCUCCAAAGGCCCGUGGCAUCUCUGCUGGCCUGGGUCCUUGGGUCCUUCAGAGUCCCUGGGAACAUGGGGCCCAAAUCCAUCUGCCUGCAGCCAGCCAGCUGCCCCAGUUUUCCACCUAAAGUGCCCUCAAGUUGCAGUCCACUUUGUGCACAGAGACGUGGAACACCAUUUCCACCUCUCUUCCUGCAGGGCACCUCUUCUAGAAGUCACCUGCUUAGAAUUAGGGGUGUGCCUCCCAUGCCACUAAAAGGUUACAUACCUUUGGGAUGGGCUAGUACACACCCGUUUUAAGUGGCUGUUACACGGGCUCAGCAACCUCCGUGGUCUGCAGGAUGGGCCCGCUGCUGUCUUUCCUUUCUGAAAACCUUGAGGACUUUGUAGAGAUCUAGCCAGAUUUCCUUUUGCCACAUUAAUAUGACAAUUGAAGCAAUUUGUGUUACCUUCCAAGAUGACGAUUCAACAGUAAUUGGUGGGGGAAAGAACAGGUAGGCUAGAUGGUUUAUAAUGCAUCACUUUUCUGAAAAAGCUGUUUUCAAAUCAGUUUGUGUAUAUAAAUUCCAAUUUGAGCAUUUUGUCAUUUGGAUUAGCGUACGAGGAAAAAUAUUAAAUGUCUCAAAUGUUUCCCCCUCAAAAUUAGACGUUGCCCCAAACCCCACCCUAACCCCGUCAAUGACAGAAAAAACUGCCAUGAGCCUACUUGCUUUUUCAAAAUUGCUGAUAUAGUCAUUUCCAAAGGCCCUCAGGGUCCUGUAAAACUUUAAAAACUUUAGCCUUUAUGUCAGGUUAGAGAAACCAAACAAUGUGAUGGUAAAUGUAAUGAAAAGGUCUGAAUUUAUUUUUCUCCCGCUUAUGAAUAUGUGCAUAUUUAUAAUUGCCGGAUGAAAAUCGUGGUGUGUUGCUUUGAUGAAUGGAAUUCCAGGCUCUUCCUGUACACAGCCAGUGGGCAAAGGUCACCUUAAAUGACUUUCUUCCCAUUUGUCUGUUCAUCCCCAAACUGGUUGCUUUCUCCAGUUGCUUCCCAGGUGUCUGUACAUAGUUUGUCUUUGUAUAGGAGUGAGUGUGGUGACCGUCAGUCCCGUGCUCUCCCGGGUUCUAAUCUCACAGAUGACGGGCUGUGUGAGGAAGACAAUGUAAAUAGAAUACAAAUUAAACUGGAUCUCUAUGGCCGAGGUUUUGUACAUACAGAAACUGCAUGGUAUUUAAAUUAUUGUUUGUCUCUGAUGAUGUAUGCAGUUUCUUUAAAAACAAACAAACAAACAAAAUUCUAAAAAAGA
Galeopterus variegatus (Sunda flying lemur) is the source of this 4835-nucleotide messenger RNA. RefSeq names its product phosphatase and actin regulator 1 (gene PHACTR1). Gene Ontology annotation, molecular function: actin binding. The annotation marks the transcript as partial. The transcript is spliced from 11 exons. NCBI's taxonomy places the organism in Eukaryota, Metazoa, Chordata, Mammalia, Dermoptera, Cynocephalidae. The record is from RefSeq and is a predicted model, not a curated record. Gene Ontology annotation, biological process: stress fiber assembly; cell motility.